Messenger RNA from Adelges cooleyi (spruce gall adelgid), 2653 nucleotides. Its product is annotated as nose resistant to fluoxetine protein 6-like. Lineage: Eukaryota; Metazoa; Arthropoda; Insecta; Hemiptera; Adelgidae. The transcript is spliced from 13 exons. The record is from RefSeq and is a predicted model, not a curated record. Gene Ontology annotation, molecular function: acyltransferase activity, transferring groups other than amino-acyl groups. The coding region runs from base 63 to 2483 and encodes 806 amino acids.
ACGCAUGCUCGUGAUUUCAGUAGCGGCAUAAGUGUUCGGGUGUCCGCGAUACAACCAUCACGAUGGCCAUCCGGGUAUUAAUAGUGACGUGCUGUUGCGUAUUCGCGUGCGUCGCGCUAACCGCCGUUGGUCAGCAGGUGGCCAGCGGUGACGACGAUGACGACGGCGGUGGCGGUGAAGGCAGCGACAUGAGCAUGGACGAGUUGACGGCCAGGCCGGGGUACGCCACCUCUGGGUUCGGCGGCCAGAUGCCGUCCAAGCCGGCGUCCAACAUACAGAAAGUGUACAGGUCCGCCAAAGCGGUAGACGCGGCCGCCCUCAUGGCUGCGGCUGCCGCGAUGUCCGCCCCAUCCGAAAACGGUACGACAGACCUGGAAUGGUUACUCAAUGUGUACAACCCUCAUCGAUGGAACCCCAUCAAGUUGCCGGCAGCGUCCAAGCUGUCCGUGCAGUGCCGGGACACGAUGAAAGUGUACCUGGAGGCCUUGCGUGCCGGUUCGGUUUGGGCCUCGAAAAUGGCCGACGCCAGCGGACGAUACUCGUCGCAACUAUUUUUCGGCAAUGAUUUUUGGCUUGGAUCUCAUACUCAGUGCACAGAAUUGCAAAACAAAAUGAGCAAUCGAUUCGUGCCUCCGUUCGCUGCUACAUUCUAUAUUGCUAAGCUCUCUAUCAAGCUACACGACCAACUGACCCCUAAAACUAGAUACAUCUCUCUCGGUCUUUGUUUGCCAAAAGACUGUAGCCCAAUAGAAGUGCAAAACAUGGUUAACAUGCCUAAAGAGGGCAAGGAAUCGAGUCACCGGUCUUACAGUGUGAUCCACGUCAGACCUGUACCCGGUUCAUAUUCUUUGUGGUCUGACAAAAAAGUGUACCUACUGUUAACCUUAGUUGGACUCGUAACGGCUCUGACCAUUGUGGGCUCAGGAUACGAAAUGUCCCUGUUUCGACGAAAAGUCACAGAGUACAAAAGACAACAAAUCAGUCAGGCGAAUAACAACGAAGGUGAUACGAAAAUAGAGAUUACUUUAGAAAAGAUAAAGGCUAUGGACAAAAUACAGAUGAACAAGGGUAUGAAUGGUGAAGACUCCGAAGAUCAAAAUAAUCCUAUUUUUAAAGUGAGCCGGAGAGGACAGCUGCUCUUGGCGUUUUCGGCUAUUGGUAAUGGAAGGAAAAUUUUACACUGCGGUCCUGCGCCAUCAGAUUCGUUAACCUGCGUACAUGGUCUUCGUUUUUUGAGUUUGGCUUGGGUAAUAAUGGUGCACACUUAUCUGCAAGUGUUUUCAAUAGCAGAAAAUAAAAUGUUGAGAACGUUAACGGAGAGGAAUUUCAUGUUCCAAACAGUGAGCAACGCGACGUUUUCCGUAGACACUUUCUUCUUCAUUAGCGGACUGCUGGUUACGUAUUUGUAUUAUAAGUCACAAAAUAAAAAAGACGGACCCGAAAUCGCUGUUUCUAGGACACCCAAGUGUGAUUCGUCGGAAUUGAGGAAUGGCACUACUAAGUUCUUGAAACUUUUGGGUUACCGUUUUAUCAGAUUAACACCGGCGUACAUGAUAGUCCUUCUUAUGGCCGAAAUAUCAGCUCGCUGGCUACGCAACAUAUCAGUGUUCGAGCCGCAAAAUAGCAAUCAUGUGAGCUGUGCCAAUUAUUGGUGGAGAAAUAUAUUGUACAUAAACAGUUUGUACCCCAAAGAAGACAUGUGCAUGUUAUGGAGUUGGUACAUGUCAAACGACACACAGUUUUACGUUUUAGCAAUUAUUUUGCUGUUAUUCUCAGCCAAACAUUUUAAAGGAGCCGUUAUCGCGUUGCUGGGAUUCUUAAUAGGAUCUUGGAUAGUCACUAUUUCCGUAGCAGUACACUACGACUUUAAAGCGAGAAUAGAAGAACCUUUCGGGUUGUUCGAUCAACUGUAUGAUAAACCGUGGUCCAGACUGGGUCCUUACUUGUUCGGUAUGUUCGCCGGCUGGUUCUUGUUUGUUACCAAAUGUAAAUUGAAAAUGUCAACCUUGACGGUGGCACUGGGCUGGUUCCUGUCGCUGUUCACUCUGGCCUACCUGGUAUACGGUCUGCACGUCGUUCACUUGGACAUACCCGGAUCAGCCUUGUACGCUUCUGUCGGUCACUCGGCCUGGGGAGCCGCUCUCGCUUGGAUCGUGAUCGCUUGCUGUACAGGACACGGCGGAUGCGUUAACUCUGCUCUGUCCUUCAGACUCCUACAACCGCUCAGCCGCCUCACAUACUGCGCCUAUCUCGUACACCCCAUCAUCAUGACCAUCACGAAUUUCCAAAUGGACGGUCCGCUUCACCUACAUAAUCUCAUCACGCUGAUCUUAUACUUUGGAAAUGCGGUGGCUUCAUUCAUAGUGUCUUUCUUUAUUUCGCUUACUUUCGAAGCGCCUGUAGUAAACCUGCUCAAAAUCAUGUUGGCGCCUCCACAAAGGCCGCCAAUGAAAUCCACCAGUUGCGAAACGCAAGUCUCGUAACGCUGACCGAUUCAUAAUAGAUGUAUCAUCAACGAUUUAAAUAAAUCACUUACGCGCAUUUAGUUUAUAUUAAAUUAUUUUCUAAUAUUAAUUACGGUAUAUAUAUAUAUAUUUUAAAUGUAAAUUAUAAAAGAUAAUGUUUUCCAAAAAAAAUAAAAAAAAAACAAAAA